AUCUGGGCACAAAUUCAAGAUCUCCCUUUCCCACAUUAUCAAUAUGGCUGAGCAAAAGAGCCAAAAGUUGCCAGGGGUCCCUGAGACCAUCUUAAAGAAAAGGAAGACCCUUGAGAAAAUCAGGGCUGCAAGAGCCAAAGCAUUGGUUAAACAAAAAAAGAUUUCAAAAGACAAGAGAAAGGUCAUCUUUAAGCGUGCUGAAUCCUAUGUUAAAGAAUACAGAGCUCAAGAAAGUGACGAAAUUAGGAGGAAGCGCCAAAUCAAGUCUGCUGGAAAAUUCUACGUUCCAGCUGAAGCCAAACUUGGGUUUGUUAUCCGAAUCAGGGGUAUCAACCAAGUUAGCCCUAAAGUAAAGAAAGCUCUCCAGCUUUUGAGAUUGAGGCAAAUCAAUAAUGGCAUAUUUAUCAGGUUGAAUAAAGCCACCAUUAACAUGCUACGUCUUGUUGAGCCAUUUAUUGCUUGGGGAUAUCCAAAUCUGAAAACUGUUCGUGAACUCAUUUACAAGCGUGGCUUUGCCAAGGUUAACAAGCAGAGAAUCCCCAUCACGGACAAUUCAGUCAUCGAAAAUUCAAUUGGCAAACAUGGCCUCAUCUGUGUUGAAGACUUGAUCCAUGAAAUUUUCACUGUUGGACCAAACUUCAAGAAAGCAAACAAUUUCCUGUGGCCCUUCAAAUUGAACAACCCAACUGGAGGAUUCAAGAGGAAGACAAACCACUUUGUAGAGGGGGGAGAUUUCGGUAACAGAGAGGAGGCUAUCAAUAAUCUUGUAAGAAAGAUGAAUUAAUCAUAUGUAAAGUCAAUGUGAAGUUCUGCCAGUCAA
Molecule: messenger RNA, 820 nt
Organism: Rhopilema esculentum
Lineage: Eukaryota; Metazoa; Cnidaria; Scyphozoa; Rhizostomeae; Rhizostomatidae
Product: large ribosomal subunit protein uL30
Biological process (GO): maturation of LSU-rRNA from tricistronic rRNA transcript (SSU-rRNA, 5.8S rRNA, LSU-rRNA)
Cellular component (GO): cytosolic large ribosomal subunit
Molecular function (GO): RNA binding; structural constituent of ribosome
Source: RefSeq, a predicted model, not a curated record